Messenger RNA from Halteromyces radiatus, 2242 nucleotides. RefSeq lists its product as uncharacterized. The coding region runs from base 26 to 2149 and encodes 707 amino acids. Lineage: Eukaryota; Fungi; Mucoromycota; Mucoromycetes; Mucorales; Cunninghamellaceae. The record is from RefSeq and is a predicted model, not a curated record. The transcript has a single exon.
UUUUUUUUAAACGUAUCUCACUGAAAUGGAUCACUUUGAUUCAUCAUACGACGCUCAUGAAAGUGAUGGUUGGAGAGAUCCUACAAUCUUACCUGAUGCUAAUUCUCUUCGACGUUCUGGAAAUAUUGUGAAUCGUCAUGAAACUGAAGUGACUGCCCCUAGCCGACAACCUGACGACUGCUGGAUGUUGCCUUCUACCAGUACAGAAGUAGAUAUCUUGGGACCUCAAAAUAAACAACUGGAAAUUAUUCAAAAGAAAACUGAAGCAUACUUGGUAUUCAACCGUGCAAAACAUCAAGUUGAUAUUUGGGGUGAUCACGUUUCCAUUCCUCUUGCCAGACAGUAUCUUGAUCAUUUGGGCGACCAACACCAUGAAAAGAAACAGCCAACAAGAAAAACCAAGAAAUGGGGAAAACCUGAACGUCAACUAACGGAAAAAGAACAACGACGCGAAGAAAAACGACAACAACGCCAGAUGGAGGAAAGAAGCUAUCAAGGUCUUCCUGCUGGUCCUCAACCUUAUAUUGCCUUUUUUCCACUUCCUGAUAACAACCUUCCAUUGGAAAAAUUCGUUGGUGAAAAGGAAAGUUUUCUCAACAAGCUUCGAGCAUCAGGAAAAUCACACAUAUGGUACGAAGAAUCUAUGAAUGCUUUCAAAGUUGCUGGCCAAGACCAAGAUCUAGUUCAAGAAACUGCCACCCGUUUACGUCAAUGGUAUCUCAAACAGUGUAGAAGACUUAUGCCUGCCGAACUACGACUUUUAUAUCAACCCACAAAGAAUAUUGGUGCCCGAUUCAUCAAAUUACCAGCAUCCUUUACACCAUGUGAACUUUAUCUUCGUCAAACUGAAUUUGAUUCUUAUCGGAUGUUGGACCCUCUUGUCACAGGAGCCAUCAAGGAUACUCUUCAUAAAAAAACAAAUGCUUUGGUCAACCGCCCUAAGGAAUCUUUGGAUCUAAUUCAACUUGGAAAUGAAGAAAAUUAUGAGGGAUCUAUUGAAGACAAUGAUGAAUAUCAAACUACUGGAGGUGAUGGCGAUUCUUCUGUUGUCUCGAAAAGUCUUUUGGAUCUUAACGAACGAAAUGCAAAAUUGAUUUCUGUUAAAUUGGAUGAAGGCCUGGAAAGCUUGCGAUUAUUGGAUUGGGAUAUUUCUUUAGAUGUGAUCUUUGGACAAAUUUAUCUUGUAAGCUAUCCCAAGAAAACUGAUAUGUAUGUCUUUAGUGCAGAAGAAUUGGCGGACAAGUACUUUCCUCAUGACAAAUUCGAAUCCAAAUUGGCACCUUGUAUUGGUACGAGUCAUGAACAUGUCAAGGGUUUAUUGGAAUAUCUUUCUCGACACGGCGAAGAGUAUGCGGAUUCACCUAGAACCUCUUUUACUGUUGAAGCUAUACAAAUGCCUACAUUACCAGAAGCACCCAAAGAAGGAUUUUCUCGUGGUGAUCGUGCUACUGCUCCUGAUUCUGGUACUAUCAAGCCUGGUCUUUCUUGGAGAACGAUGGUGAAGGUGAACGGAUUUACAAAGGACGGUUAUGUUAGAUUAUGGGAUUGUGUAACGGAUUACAAGUCAUUGGUCAAGAUUAGUUGCGCCAACUUGGAAGGUGAAUACUCUUGGGAAACACGAUUGAAAUAUGCUCGACGAUUACCUUCUGAACUCAAUACUCCUCAUGGACAGUUUGUAGAUAAGAUGCGACUCACGAAUACAAAUCGACUUUCGAUGAUGAUGGUACCAGGUUAUCAACCUCAUAUUAUUAAACAAAUCACAACAUGGGUUUAUGGUUGGGGAUCUUAUGUAGUGGAAGUGGAAAAGGAAGAAAUGUGGGAUAUGGCAAAUAUGGAUGACAUUCAUACUUCCAAGUUAACAACAUCUGGUCUUCCUUUGGAUCUGUCGAAAUUUACUCCUCAUCGUGUCAACUAUCAUAUAUCCAUGUACAAGGAACGCUGGAGAAAUAGGUUUUCUGAUAAUCUCAACUUGGAUAUUGGUGAAGCACCUUCAUGGACCCCUCGUCAUUUCCUGAACAACCCUGGUACUGCCAAUAUGAAUGAUCAAGAAGAUGCUAAAACCAUUCAAGAGGAUGCCAAGAAAUUUGCUGAUAUGUUGUCUAGUGUUUUGCCCCGUUAUUUUGAAAAUCGUCCAGUAUCCUUAGUUUAGUAUCCAUUUUUUUUAUGUUUUCAUACCCUUUAUCACUCUGUCUAUAUUUUAUCAAAAAAAAAAAGGAAAUAAAAUUACUUUUGAUUACUUUUA